AUGAUUGACUAAGAGUUUCCACCAACCAUAGAGAAUGUAGGCAAGAAGAAAAGCUUAGCUUGGAAGGCAUUUAAUGAUUUUCCACUCUUUGUUGAACAAAGUUCUUAAUUUCCAAAACAAGGGAAAUUAGGCAAUUGUUAUUGGAUUGCACCAUUGGUUGCCGUCUAUGCUGCAAAGCCAUAACAAAUUAAAUCACUUUUCCAAUCACAUGAUAGCGAUUUUACAACCGUAAGAUUCUGCAUUGAUGGAGAUUGGCAACAAAUUACAGUGGAUCAUCACUUUCCUUACAAUGAGGAGAAACAGAAAGUGGCUUAUAGUAAAUUGGUUGAUGGUGCUCUAUGGGCAAUGAUCUUAGAAAAGGCCUGGGCCAAACUCUAUGGGUCUUAUUAGUAGAUAAGUGCUGGGUUCAACAGAACUACCUUUAAAGUGUUGACUGGAGCACCAACGAAUAAGUUUCGAACCAGGGAUCCUAAUUUUAAAGAGAUUAUUAAUGAAAUUGGAGCAUUGCAUUUUCCAGUUGGUGCAAACAGUAAAAAAUAAUAGAUAGAUAAUGUUUUCGCAACAAAUCAUGCUUACUCAAUACUCAAGAUUGAUGACGAUUAAAUCAUUGUUAGAAAUCCUUGGGGAUUAAAGAACAGAGAUUAACAUACACUGACUUUUGAGGAAUUUAAAUAAAGAUUUGCUAGUAUUGAGUGUUGUUAUCAUUUUGAUGGAUAUCAAUAUCAGAGUGAGAAAGUCACUUCAGAUGUUCUAGAACCUGUUUAUUUUGAGAUAGAAAUUAAGGCUCCAGGAAACUAUUUUUUUACAGUAAACUAAAAAAAUAAACGAUGGUUUCGUAAUAAACCACAUUUGAAAUAUGUUAUUUCACCUUGUUAAAUUUAAAUGAUAUAUGGAGAUACAAUUCUGAAUUAGUAGCACCAUCAAUCUAAUAAAGAAGUAUGGAUCAAUUGGAAUUUUAAUAGGCCAUGCAAGAUCUACAUCAUCUGUCAAAUUGAAUGGCAAAAUAUAGCUGUCAAUGAAUUCAUCUUCAAUACCUAUGGUCCAGACUUCAAUCAGAAAAGAGUUCAUGAAAUCAUUCAAAGUAAUGAAGAUAUCAACAACUUGGGAUAAAUACAAUUUUUAUAAAGAGACUCAGAGAAAGAGUAGGAAGAGGAAGAAAAGUAAAAUUAAAAUCAACAAGUGGAAAUUCAAUAAAUAGAAAAUGCAUAAGUAAUUUCACCUCCACCCCAAUAGAAAGAGCGUAAAAGUUGUGGAUAAUGUACAAUUUAUUGA
Paramecium tetraurelia is the source of this 1272-nucleotide messenger RNA. RefSeq lists its product as uncharacterized. The record is from RefSeq and is a predicted model, not a curated record. NCBI's taxonomy places the organism in Eukaryota, Ciliophora, Oligohymenophorea, Peniculida, Parameciidae. Gene Ontology annotation, cellular component: cytoplasm. Gene Ontology annotation, molecular function: calcium-dependent cysteine-type endopeptidase activity. The transcript has 3 exons. Gene Ontology annotation, biological process: proteolysis.